ACUGUCGGACGAAAGCGCUCGUUCGAACGCGACUAGUCGCAUAGAGUACCGAUUCACGGCAUAACGUGCGUUUUUGUGUCUGCUUUUUUGUGUUGUUGUGAUGUGGAUUUUUAUCAGAGUCAACACUCAAAGUAACUCCGUCAUAAAAAAUUAAACUUCGUGAUUGACGUGAAUGGGAUUAAAAAAUUUUUAAUUGAAUAUUAAAUAUUAAACGUUUUUUUUUUCCGUCACUCGUUUUGCGAUCCUUUGUCGUUGGCAAUUUAAAUUUCGGAACCGUGAAGUGUCCAUGUGUUUCAAUGAUCGAGUUAAAAAAAAAAAUAAUAAAAUGUCAUGGAGAACAAAGCUAGUGCAGGUGCUUUGUACAUAUAAUAGUUGAAAUGAUAAAGCGGCGUUUAUAUUAUUCAAUGCAAUUUUAGUGAUACGAUUGAAUCUGAAUGGAUUUUUGUACUUUGUCAUCUAGUCAUCACUACCUACGAUCCUUUUAUAUACUUUAACAUUUCUCUCACGUCGAGAUAUUAUUGUUAUUGUUCACCUUAUUAUUCUUAUUCUUAUUCUUCUUCUUGUUCGAUACGUUCUAAUGCUAAUUUAUGUCUGACGUAAGGCCGUUUUUAUCAUUUGAUGCUGAUUUAAACGAGGCAAAAUGACAGCCGUAAAAUUACAAUAUUCACGGUUGGAUGACACGAAAUUAAACUGGCACAGAUCGACGACGUCAAAUAAUUCAGUGAUAAGAGACAAAAUUAACUAACUGCGAAAUUUAUCAAGUAUACCGACUAGUCGGUCUAUGUAAUUAAUUAAUUCAAAAUCAAAUUAUUCAAUUAAUUUAAACAAUCAAAUCUUUAUAUACAUAAUGUAAAUACUAUUAUAAAUUAUAUAUACAUAGUAUAUAAUAUAAAAGGUAGAUUAUAAUUGGAAAAUCAUAAGAAAUUUAAAUACCGAUAAUGUGAUUUAUAUAAAAUAAAAUGACGUACAAGAGAGUUUCGUUGUGAUUUUCCGAGGAAAUCGGCCAAGCGUUCACGCGAUUCAGCCGUUUAACUUGAAACGCGCUAUUGGUAUUCUCGAAGCUAUAUACUGUGAAAGCCAAAGAAGUAUAAAGAAGCAAAGAGGAAUAAGAAAAGUAUAUAAGAAGUGUAAGAGGGAAAAAAAAUCCAAGUAAAAUAAAAAAUAAAAACCGAGUAAAGUAAAAACGAAUAUAGAUUUAUACCAGCAGAGAGUAAAGGGUGAAGAAACUACGGAGGUGGAGAUAUAUAGUAUAUAGCUGAGCAAAGGAGCACAGUAAAAGCCGCCACGGGGAAGAAGGAAAAGCCGCGAAAAACAUGACGCCACGAAAGUACGUAACUUAUGGCCUCGCAUAAAUAACGCCGCUGAGCUGGUAUACGUAGAGAUCGAUCCCGCUUUAGGUUUUCGUUCACUUUGGUUAGCCCCGUUUAUCCUCAACAACAGUAACGCAAAAGAAUAUUGUAUAGCGGACCAGCCAAGCCAGCCCAGCAUCUCAAAUCACCCAGACCAGACUAGACUAUACUUCCAUACACGCGCUAAGAAAAGAACAGGGGAAACAAGAGAUAAUAAAAGAGCUUGCAACUUGGGAUAACAAAAAAUCACUUCUUUUUUUAAAUAUAUAAAAAAUUUUUAAGGAAUAUCUAUAUAUAUAGAGACAGAGACGGAGGCAGAGUUGGAGGAUAAAUAAGAAAAAGUAAAACACGGAGAAAGAAACGAACCGAGACACCGGAGGGAAAAGCCUAAACUUUGUCGACAUGGAACUGUUGAUGUUGCUGGCUGCAGCAGCCAUCUUCUUGGGCUACUGCCAGACAGAUGAAAAAGUAUCAUUUUAUGGUUCGAGUUACAUCCACUUUCCGGUACAAGAAGCCAAAGGCAGUACUAACAUAAGUUUUCGUUUCCGAACACAUCUAUCUGAUGCAAUCCUAUUAUUGGCAGCUGGAAAAACGGACUACUGUUUGAUCAAGCUCGAAGCUGCAAGACUAAAGGUACAUAUUAAUUUGGGCGCUGGUGAGAGUGAAAUUGCCAGUCCACGCGGCUUAACACUCAACGACCUCAGUUGGCACGAAAUCCAUUUAAUACGCCAGGAGGCCAAUAUGACGUUACAAAUUGAUGGUAUUCAUAUCACGAGAACACUAUUGCCUGGAAAAUUUUUUGUUUUAAAUAUAAUGUACGGGGUUUUUAUCGGAGGACAAGGCGAAUUUCACGAGCUAUUUCUAGGUCACACGGAAUACAUGCGCGGAUGUAUGGCGGAUAUUAUUUACAAUGGAGCAAAUGUAAUAGAAUAUACCAAGUCGCGACAAGGAAAAUCAGAAGCUAGCGCAGUUACGUGGGGCUGUUCAAAGGUAUUUGACGCAACAAAAAAAACGGAAAUAAGUUUUCUUGAAGAGGGUGCAUUUCUAUCGAUUUCGCGGCCAAUAUCGCGCACCGGCUCGAGAUGGGAAUUCGAGUUGAAAACGACCUCAGAGAUGGGACUACUGCUGUACAACGCAGGACAAGCAUCUCACGCUGAUUAUUUGGGCAUUGAAUUGCAUGAGGGUAAAGUGCGACUGUUAAUGAACAAAGGCAACGGCGCUACUGAACUGAUUCACUCAGCGGCUGUGAAAGAUGGAAAAUGGCAUAAAGUAAUAAUAGAUUUUAGUCCAACAAUAAUUGGUAUCAGUAUCGACGAGAAGCCUGCCGAACAGCUGAAUUUACCAUCCGGCGGAAAUCGAUACUUGGACUUGGCCGAAACGUUGUAUAUCGGAGGCACAGAGCUCAAUAAACAGGCACGGGCUAUUGCUAGAGGGAUCAAAUCAGGUGACCGCAGUUACAAGGGUUGUCUCAGAAACAUGAUUCUGGAUUCCUCCGAAAUCGGUCUGCCUGAGGUUAAAACGAGCCAAGGUAUUGUCGCCGGAUGCAUUUGGUCUUACCCGUGCAUCGAAAAGCGCCCGUGCAUACCGUCAGCAACCUGUUCACAAGUCGGAGUCGACUCGUUUGAGUGUACCUGUGAUCAACCCCAUUGCGUCACGUCUAAUUACGCCGAGAGCACUACGGAGAACGGGAGUUUGGCUCUAGAUCUGGAGAUCGUGGCGGUGAAGAGCAUUGUGGUAGCAGAAGGCGAGCAUGCAUUUGUUACGAGGAACACUAUUGCAAUGGUACUGGACAUUGCCAAGUACGGCGUAAACGAGGACGGGAUAAUUUUCAGCCUGGCCAUACCGCCAGAACACGGUAGGCUGACCCAAGAUUCAACCACAACGUCCGUACGUUCAUUCACGUUACACGACGUUUACAGAAACAAGAUCCAGUACGUACAUGACGGUAACGAAAGCCCGGAGGAUUCCAUGAUAUUGGAGUUGAAGCUGACGGCUGGAAUUGGCUUUACGCUUCCUGGAUAUCUUCAGAGCCGUCUGAGGUUCCCCCUUAGUGUCAAUGUAACACCGGUGAACGACCCGCCGCUUCUUGAAAUACCGACCACCAAGGUCCUCAGACUAGCUCAAGGAACGCGAAAAACAUUGAACAAAGAGUUGGUAUGGACAGUGGAUCCCGACACACCACCAGAUAUCCUCGUUUACACGGUGUUACGUACUGACAUUGAUGCUGGUCACGUUGAAAAAGUCAAUCAAUCAUCGGCCGGUCCCAUCGAGACUUUCACUCAGAGCGAGUUGGCUCGCGGACUCAUUUCCUAUGUUCAUCAUGGAAACACUAAAUCGAACGCCAUGCUGGGCCUACAAGUGACUGACGGGAGGGAGACGAGUAAGCCGUCUUUUCUAAGAAUAUCUGCGUAUCCACUACAGAUAAAAUUAAAACACAACACCGGCCUAGUGGUGGUACAUCAGUCAUUUUCAUAUUUAACACCAGCGAAUAUUUCCUUCGCAACAAAUUCUGACGACACGAGUGUUGAAAUAUUAUACAGCAUCAUGGUGCCUCCGCAGUACGGCGUCGUACAAAAAUUCAAGUCCCAGACAAAUUAUUGGAUAAAUGUUGAUAAUUUCACGAACAAAGAAAUUGAAUCGGGUAUCAUAAGAUAUCUGCAUAAUGCCGCAAGUCCUGCUCAAGAUGUUUUCAAAUUUCAAGCGAGUGUAAGAGACGUUAAAACACAGCAAACUUUUGACUUCAAAAUAACGUUUAUUGAUAUGGAGCUGAAGGAAAUAAACCGGGCGGCGCUCGGAUUCACCGAUGCCAAGGAAAUUCAUUUAACCAGUGGUUAUUUAAAAUAUCAAACAAAUCCAUUGAUAACUCUGUCGUCGAAUAUCGAAUUCACGAUAUUAAAAUUACCAAACUUUGGUAAUAUUAUUAUAUAUAAUAAUAAUAAUGAAGAUCGUUAUUUGGUUAAAGGCGAUAAAUUUACUCAAGAAGACAUUGAUAUGGGUAAACUCAAGUAUCGAUUAUUCAAGAGGGCAUAUUCGUCUAUUGACGAUGAAAUUUUAUUCCAAGUGAGUGCACCGCAAUGUCAACCCUUGACUUCAAGUCUCUCAAUUAAAUAUUCGAUUGGCGCAAGCUCAAAGCCCUCAUUCCCGUUGUCCUCCUCAUUGUCGGCGUUACCAUUUCACCCGCUCCCAGCUGCAGCAACUAAGGAGACGUUAAAUGUUAAGGAAGGAUCACAAGUAGCUUUGAGUAUCACUCGAAUAAAUCCCAAAGAUUAUAAAGUGAAUGGGCUGCUUUACAAUAUAUCCCGACUGCCACAUCACGGAUCCCUGUCUAUACAAUGUGUUUCAAAUCAAACAUCGAGAUCAAACAUAAUAUCCUUUACUUCUGAAGAACUUUCAAGUCAAUCAGUUUUUUACGUUCACGAUGACUCUGAAACAACAAAAGAUUCAUUUCAGUAUUUUUCGGUGUCAACUGACGACACAGAUUUCAUGUACGUCGGAACGUUUGACAUCGACGUCACAUUGAUUAAUGACAAUCCACCGGAAUCCUCAGUUAAUGCGGUAUUUGACGUUGUCAUUAAUGGCGAACGUGUGAUAACAAACAAAGAAUUGAUGUACGUCGAUCGCGACUUGGGGACCCGUCCUGAAGACUUGAUUUAUAUUAUUCGUAAUGUCACUAAUGGAGGAAUUUAUUCAGCGGUAGAUCCUUCAAAUCCCGCAAACCGAGUUCGUCUCGAAGAGUUUACUCAGCAGGAUAUUAAUUAUCGGCGUGUUUUAUUCAAACAUCAGGGCGAUGAUAACGGGUAUUUAGAUUAUCAAGUUAGCGACGGUAAUUUACGUACACAGGGUAGUUUAAGUAUUCGAGCAAGUGCACCUUACGUCAGAUUCCUUGAAAGCAAUGCAUCGAUCGUGCAGUACAACGGUUCCGUUGUGUUCACAACAAAGGACUUUGAUAUUGCCACUAAUGUCGACAUCAACGAUAAAGACGUUAAGUUCGCUAUAUCGAGCAGAUCAAAGCACGGCGUGAUAUUGAAAAAUAAUCGCGAAGCGAGUGCAUUCGAUCGUGAGGAACUUGCGCAGAAGCUCAUUUCCUAUCGUCAUUUAGGCGGCUCGAUGACUAAAGACGAAUUCCGUGUCAAUGUUACGGUAAAUGGCAAAGUGUCUGCUGAGACGAGAAUCAUAAUAAAAGUUUAUCCCAAAGGGUACUGGGAACCUCUGAUUGUUCAGAGUAAUCGUGUUAUUCUAGUUGAAGAGGCAACGAGUGUUCUGAUUAGUCGUAAGAAUCUAGAAAUCGGCCAUCCGAAAAUACCUUCAGCAGAGAUAACUUAUUUGAUACGUGAGUGGCCGAGAAAUGGUUAUUUGGAAAUACAAACACCGAGUGACGGGCACACCAGCAGCGGCAGCAGUAGUAGCAGUGAAGAGGCGAAAGAUGACUACGAGGCAAAUCUCGUAAGGCACUUUGAUCAGAGUGUAAUUAACGAGGGUCGUGUUUACUACGUACAGUCGGUUGCCAAUCAAACUGAGGACAGUUUCGUUGUGGAUGUUACCAAUGGAAUUACGUGGAUGCGAGGUCUUGUUAUUGAUUUUAUAAUUAUACCAGACAAACUUUACAUUAAGGCUGCUAAUAUAACCGUCGUUGAAGGUAAAAAUUCGAUAAUUGAACCCUCUAAUUUUCAUGUUAUCACAACUUAUUACACCGGAAAAUUAACAGACUACCGCAUUAUUGACAAACCGAAACACGGCACGAUAAUGGAUUCAGUAAAACAGAAUCAGGUGAAAAAGUUUUCUCAAAAACAUUUAGACGCGGGUAUUAUUUACUACAAACACAAUGGGGAUGAAAGUUACACGGAUUAUUUUCAAGUGAUAAUAACUGCGGGUGACAAAACAAGUCAACCUGUUGAUGUCUGGAUAAAUAUACAGCCGGUGAACGAUCAACUUCCCGUUUUGUCAAAUCAAACAAAUAUUAAACUGUGGCAAGGCGGCAGUGCUGUUAUUACACCGAAUAAUCUCUCAGCCUUUGACAACGAUACGCAUCCAGCGGAAAUUAUUUAUAAUGUUACGAUCAUUAAAAAUUUAUAUUUCUCGCUGGUUAAUUCAACAAACAUCGACAUUUACAAUUUUACACAGCAGCAAAUCGAUCAGUCGCUGGUAUUAAUAACGCAUACCAAUGGAACAGAUGCAUCUUUUAGCUUUGUGUUGUUUGAUGGGUUGCACACAACACAACAGUACGACAUUGUUGUCGAAACAAUGCCGGUUAAAUUGAGUAUUUAUAGAAAUGAUGGGCUUAAUAUUUUUCCGUUAACGAGAAAACCAAUUACGGAUAAACUACUGCUGGUAAUGUGUACUGAUAAACAACGCGAAAUAAAAUAUAUCGUAAGGCGUCCACCGCAUCUGGGAAAAAUAAUAAUGGAGACAAAUGAGGGGACUUGGCAAGAAGUUGACAGAUUUACACAAAAAGAUUUAAAUUACAGCAAAGUCACCUACGAACACACAAAACAAUUUAUGGAUUUAUCGACCAAUGAUUCAUUUAUUUUCGAUGUGGAAACACCAUUUGCUGAGAUUAUCAAGAAUCAGAUAUUUCAAAUAGACGUUUCCGUAUCAAGUGGCGGCUUGGGCCGCUAUAUCACAACGAAUCCGGUGCACGUUGAAGAAGGAGGUACAGCCUCAGUAUCGAUGAAUAUCAGCGGGAUUAUAAAAUAUUUACGAACAAAAACCGGAAUUGAAAAUCCCGCGGUGUUAUCGCGCUUAACAAAUCAGCCGAUCUAUGGACACGUAAUGCUGCUUCCUGAUUUAAACAUAACGACAUUUACUCAGCCUCAAAUCGAGGGCGGCAAAGUGGCGUACUAUCAUGAUCAUUCAGACAGUACUGAGGACAAUAUUAACUUCUCCCUCUAUCUUACACCCGGGCACGUAAUGCUGUGCAACGCAACUAUUCCCGUGAUUAUCUCACCGGUAAACGACCAGCCAUUCAAGCUGGUAACAAAGAACCCAUUUAUCACGGUUGUGCAGAAUCAAACCCAAACAAUAGACCGUGAAAGUCUGCUGACUACAGAUGCAGAUACACCACCGGAAGAACUGGUGUACGAUGUCAUAUCAGAACCAACUGCCGGACGUCUUUUGCUGUUUACCUUUGAACAAAAUUCCUCCGACGUACGACAAGUCACUAAAUUUACCCAGCAGGACGUCGAUUCAAACCGACUUGUUUACGAACACAAUGGCUCUUCUCAAGCAGUAGUAUUUUAUUUCCGGGUUUCUGACGGACGAUUCACGCCCGUCUACACCUUAUUCAACGUCCACGUCCUACCAAUAAAAUUAAACAUCACAACGGCCAACCCCGUGACGCUCCAGCAGGGCUUCAAUAUGGGGAUCGUCACGGAAGAAAAUAUUAUACUUGAUACGAAUGCCCGGCAUGAGCACGUCACCUACGAAAUAACCAGUCCACCAAGACACGGUACUCUCUACGUACGAGAUGUUGCCGCGAUAAAAUUUAAACAUCCUGAUUUAUUAUCCAAAAGCGUUGUGUUUGUGCAAACAGAUAUGACCGCAUCUAACGACAGUUUUAUACUUUCAGCUCGAUUAAGUGAUUACGAGGUAUGGGGUAUUAAAGUAACUAUAAAAGUUGUACCAUUGAUGAUAAUACGACCAAUGCUGGCGUUUGCCGGUGAUAAAAAUCAGAUAACGCUGAAAUCAAUGGACGCAACCCCAUUAGCUGAAGCGACUAAUGGAAAUCCAAUUUACCGUAUAACCGGUAAAUCACGAUACUGUAAAAUAAAACGUAUUAUAAGAAAUUCGGGUGACAAACGCAGUACGAGAGAACGUGAAAUAUCAAGAUUUUCACAUCGUGAUAUCAUACUUGGUGUUAUUUAUGUAGUUUGUCGUAGAAUUCAUACAACAGAUACUGGAACUAGUAAUAGCAAUAGUAAUGGUAAUACUGGCGGUGCCUCUGGAGGGUUGCGUGAUAGCUUCCAUUUUACUCUCACUGCCGCGACAUAUCAACCAGCAGAUGGUGUGCUAGAGAUGAAGAUUAAAUCGGAUCCUGAAGUGUCUAAUAGUACGCUAGGAGGACCGAUGGAUCCAGUGGGACACGAAGGGGAAAUGGCACUUGCCCCCAAUAUUAAUCAUGACUACAUUCUCAUACUGGGAAUGCUAUUGGGUGUAUUUGUGCUCGGAAUAUUUACCAUUAUUUUGAUACGCUGUCGGCACAAAAGGUACAAAGGUAAUCAAGAGAAUAAAACAAAUGAACCGACUCCCACUGUGGGCGUAAUACCCUUGCCGCGACCACCGGAUCAUUUGAUGCCAGUUACACCGCAUUUGAAGCGUUAUGAACAUGAUCACAUUGACAUUAACUCGAGCACGCCUCUGUCAAUGCACUCGUCUAUCACGUCCUCGCUGCCACAGUGCAAGGUGAUUCCUCUCAACCCACUAGACAGCAUUGCUGGCUCAGAUGCCGACAUGUCUGCGAGGUAUCCUUACGGUGUCGCGGACGCUGACGAGUGGAGUAGUUUUGAUACGUCAGACCUCCCCCCACUGCCACUGCCUACAACCACACGCAGAACAGCUCCUUUACUGAGGAGAAAUCAGUACUGGGUCUAGCAUUCGGCCACAUCGGGUCACUCCGAUGUAUCCCCGAUGUCCCAACACGAACCCGGAUAACCUUUUGCCCCGGGUACGUAAAAUUAUUUUAAAUAAAUAAAUAACAAAAAAAAAA
Messenger RNA from Microplitis mediator, 9051 nucleotides. RefSeq names its product chondroitin sulfate proteoglycan 4 (gene kon). The record is from RefSeq and is a predicted model, not a curated record. The transcript is spliced from 11 exons. Lineage: Eukaryota; Metazoa; Arthropoda; Insecta; Hymenoptera; Braconidae. The coding region runs from base 1752 to 8936 and encodes 2394 amino acids.